Molecule: messenger RNA, 793 nt
Organism: Wyeomyia smithii (pitcher-plant mosquito)
Lineage: Eukaryota; Metazoa; Arthropoda; Insecta; Diptera; Culicidae
Exons: 2
Coding region: 339-764 (141 amino acids)
Source: RefSeq, a predicted model, not a curated record
UGCCGACACCAGCACAACUUGCCAAACCGUCGUCGUGAUCUCAACCACGCUCUGUCUCUUCUAGAGCUGUUCAGUACAAAGCAAAAACGUGUUCGCUUGAAAUUUCUGCAAACGGAAUACGGUGUGGUGACAGUGUCGAACUUAUCUAAGGCGUGUACCAACCGCGCGACAGUCGAGUUUAUUUUUAUCCGGAACAAUAGUCUAACUAACGCCGGUUAGUCCCUGCGCAGCAAACACCGGUUUAGUCUGAUCCCAGCAGUGAAAGCGAGCGGUUCUUCUUCUUCGACUUAGUCGGGUGAAUUAAUAAAAGUACAGAAACCACUGCAGAUAACAAAAAAAUGGCUCUCGUCGAAAGCACCACCAAGACUGAAAUGACCAUCACCGAGUCGCAGACACCCGUCAUCUCGAAGGAAGUGGUCGUGGAGAAAUCCUCGGCCGGCAUGUCGGAGAAGAGUAUCACCCAGUCCAAGAGCUACGGGGCCAGCAGCGAGAAGGAAAUCACCGAGGAAAGUGAGAAUUCCGUUUCCAAAUCCGUCGAGAAGUCCGAAUCGUCAUUCGCGUCGGAACGCAGCGUAUCGGAGAAGGUCUCGGACACGGGGUCCCUCUCGUCGUCCCUGCUCUCCUCGUCGUCGGUGGUCAGUUCCGUCACCAGCAGCAAGGUGGUUUCCUCGUCAUUCAGCUCAACCAGCGCCUCGUCGAUGUCGAGCAUCAAAUCGUCCUCGUUCGACUCCAGCAGUGCCAUCGAUGAGUUUUUCAAAAACUGAUACUCUUUUUUGUCUUUUUUUUUUUUUAA